CACAGGAGUUGCCGCUGUUCCUGAGAGAAAACAAGAGUGAGAUGUACAGCGCUCCACUCUUUUACUUCAGCAAGGUGAUGGCUUUGGUGCCCGGCUUCAUCCUGGACCCGGUGAUCUUCAUCAGCAUGAUGUACAUCCUGACCAGCCUGCGCAGUGACCUGCCGUCCGUGCUGAUGAUGUACCUCAUCGGCGUGUUCACGUGCAACACGGCCGCCGCCUGCGGCUGCUUUUUCUCUGCGGCCUUCCAGAACAUGUCACAGGCAAUGGCGGUGCUGAUUCCGUUCGACUACCUCCUCAUGAUCACCGGAGGCAUCUUCAUCAACCUCAGCACACUGCCGAAACUCCUGACGUGGACCAAGUCGCUGUCAUGGUUUAUGUACGCCAACGAAGCCUUCUCUAUCAUCCAGUGGUCAGGGAUAGAGAACAUUCCGUGUGAGAACUUAUCAAACUCAUCGAGGUGCCUGAAGAACGGCGAGGAGGUACUGAAUAAGUACAGCUUCCACUCGGGCGACCUGGCGAUCGACUUCAACGGGUUCAUCCUGCUCUUCACAUGCUUCCACAUACUGGGCGCCGUGGCGCUGUGGCUGCGUAGUCGCCGACAGUGAGCCGAGACCCCCAAACGGCGCCGGUGGUCGUCCUAUGACCGGACGCCUGUCCGACGGGGAAGGAGGGCCGACUAAACAGUCGGCGACGGGGACGGGGAGGAUGACUGAGAAACACUGGUGAUUAGGAUUAGAGAUGUGACGUUUGCAGUCGUCUGAUGCGCGAUGCGCCUCACAGAGCGAUCGUUUAUGACAGUUGGCAGGGAGGGACGUUGCCCGUCCGAUAUCGGUACGGGGAUCACUGCUGGUCGGUGGUUACAUAUCACACCCAUAUGGUGAUAGCACGGCGGACGGGCGGCUGAUGCUUCAGCUCGGUGUGAGCUGAGUGGGGGUGGAAUGCGUGGAAACGGGAAUGGUUUGCGGUAUUUGCUUCAUAUUCCCUCUGGUUGACCCCAGCUGCAUGUUGUUAAGUGCUUUUGUCUAUGAUCGUGUUUUGCAUAUAUACUUUUUACAAAUAAAGUAUUAGGUACUGUGUACAAACUGAUUGGUGCUGGAUUCAAUAUAGCCAGUGUCAUGUCAAUAUUUGGGUGCAUAUGCUGAUGUACGCUGAUGAUACAGCAUAACUGCCUAUUAGUUUGUCAUUUUUAGGCAUGAUUGGUGUACUUUCACUAACAUGCCUUGAGCAAACGUGUCCUCAACUAUCAAUAAACAGACGUACGCGAUCGA
This is a messenger RNA of Amphibalanus amphitrite, 1268 nucleotides long. Its product is annotated as protein scarlet-like. Gene Ontology annotation, molecular function: ABC-type transporter activity. Bases 42 to 605 code for a protein of 187 amino acids. The transcript has 5 exons. Lineage: Eukaryota; Metazoa; Arthropoda; Thecostraca; Balanomorpha; Balanidae. The record is from RefSeq and is a predicted model, not a curated record. Gene Ontology annotation, cellular component: plasma membrane.